Messenger RNA from Arthroderma uncinatum, 660 nucleotides. RefSeq names its product mitochondrial hypoxia responsive domain-containing protein. The record is from RefSeq and is a predicted model, not a curated record. The coding region runs from base 1 to 660 and encodes 219 amino acids. Lineage: Eukaryota; Fungi; Ascomycota; Eurotiomycetes; Onygenales; Arthrodermataceae. Gene Ontology annotation, biological process: mitochondrial respiratory chain complex IV assembly. The transcript has 2 exons. Gene Ontology annotation, cellular component: mitochondrial inner membrane.
AUGAAGCUCCUCACCAAGGAACUCGAAGAGGCUCACAACAAGGCCGUCCUUAAGGGAGUGACCAUCGGCGGAAUUGCAGGUCUCGUUGGCGGCUGGGCUGGUGUUCUGGUAGCAUCGAAGCGAUGGGCCGGUGUUCGAAACCUCACGCUCCCCAUGAAAGCCUUCCUGAUCACCUCAACAGGAACAUUCACCGGAAUCAUCGCCGCCGACCAUGGAUCAAGAACAUUCGACCUAGGCCAGAGACAGGAAGUCGGUUUCCUACAAGAUCGCGAGACGAGGCUGCGCAAGGAGGAGCUUGCAGAGAUGAGCGUCAGAGAUCGUGUCUUUGAAUUCGCCCGCAAGGAAAAAUAUAAGAUCGUUGCUCUCACUUGGGUUGCCAGCAUGGUUGGAUCCUUUGCUCUCGUCAGCCGAAGCCCGUAUCUGUCUGGCCCCCAGAAGAUAGUACAGGCCCGUGUGUAUGCUCAGGGUCUUACCUUGGCUGUCCUCUGCGCCACUGCUGCAUUCGAGAUUGCGGAUCAGAGACAAGGCCGUGGAAUCGCUGAUGCCGUCAGGGCGAAGACGAAGAAGGAUAAGAACUCGCCUGACGACCUGUGGAAGGAUAUGGUCGAUGCCGAAGAGCAUAGAAUCCACGAUAAGGAGAUAAAGGCGAAGCAUCAAUAA